AUCGAUACUAGUCCAAAACAGCUGACAUUAGCAGUUUAUUAUUAAGGCCCAUUUAGUCAAAAUAUCUUUUUGUUCGUGCGCUUGAACGAAAUUGUGCGUAAUAUUUUUGUACGACGUGUGGUUCGAAUAACAUUAUAUUUUAAAUGUCUAAUGUGCAUUAAGAAAUAAGAAAUAUUUUAGCACAUAUAAACUAUCAACGUAGUGUGAUAAAACGCGAUAAGCCGGUUAAAAAAAUUUUUUUGAUGAUAAAUACUGGUGGGGGUGAAUAAACAGGUAUAUGUUGUACGCGUAUGAUUGAAAACGGUGCAUCCCCGAAAACGAAAUUUCCUAACGCGGGUGGAAUAUUGCAAAUACAAAGCCAUCCACAGACUUUCUUAUUGCCACGUCAGCGUCUCGUAAGACGAAAGAAAGAAGUGAGAAGAGAACAACGACGGUCAUAUGCAAUAGCAAUCGAAUUGCAAUCGUAAAUGUAUGGUGGGCCCCUUCUUGGAAGAUUCUAGACUUUUUUUAUUGAAAAAAUACAGAUAUGACUGAAAAUCAGGACGAUGGUAAAAUCCAGGCGCGAGACUACCAACAGCGUCUGGUUGUCCAUCUGACAAGUUAUAAUGGAAUUGUGUACUUGCCAACUGGCGCUGGCAAGACUCACGUGGCCAUCAUGACACUGAAGCGUUUCUCCAAAAACUUUGACAAACCAAUCAAAGAAGGCGGACAACGGGCUUUCUUCAUCUGCAACACCGUCGAGCUCGCUCGGCAACAAGCAAUGAAUGUAAGAAAGUUCACAAAUUUCAAAGUUGGAUUCUAUGUUGGAGAGCAAGGAACUGAUAACUUCUCCCGCGCCAAAUGGUCAGAAGAAAUCGAAAAUAAUCAAGUACUAGUUGGGACUGCCCAGGUAAUGCUUGAUUUGCUUCUGCAAAAUCACAUGAGUAUCAAAUCUGUGAGUAUUACUGUGUUUGACGAGUGUCAUCAUGGAACAGGAAAGCAUCCGUACCACGAAAUUAUGAAAUUGAUGCAAAUAGCUCCACCUGGAACACCUAUACCCCGUAUUGUUGGUCUAACAGGUGUUCUGAUCAAGGGCAACGAAAUCACGCAUGUGGCAAGGAAAUUAAAAGAGCUAGAGACCACUUAUCGUGGUCUAAUUAUUACAGUUUCGGACUCAAAGGAAAUGGAGAAUGUUAUGAUAUACUCAACAAAGCCACGAGAGCUACUGAUCAAACAUAAAUCAGGGCCUAACCCUUUCGAUGUGAUUAAGAAUAUAGAAACUCGGAUAAUGCAAUUUGUGAAAACUAUGGAGCUUAUCGAUAUUGGUUAUCAGCCGGUACGCAUGUCAAAGAGCUUGAAUAUCGAACGAGAACCAAAUAAGAAGAGUUACAUCAAAAGGCUGCUUAACGACUUCCUCUUCCAAGUAAAUAACUAUGGCAUCUAUGCGGGUUCCAUUGCCAUUGUGUCCGUGAUGGUCGAAUUUGAGAUCAAGUGUCGUCAGGCCGAAACUCUUGCCUUGCGCAACUUAUACCGGGCAGCAAUCACGGCAUCAGAAGGCAUUCGGCAUUUACUGGUGACCAAAUUGCGUGACAUGCUCGACGAUGACGAUAUGCCUGACGAUCAACUCAUUUCUGCAGAGAUCAUUUUGAACUUCUCAACGCCCAAGGUGCAAAUGUUUCUGCAUUAUUUGAAAAAUACGUUUGCCAAUAAAAAUCCCAGAGACAUCAGUUGUCUUGUGUUCGUUGAGAGGCGGUAUACCGCUAAAUGCAUUUAUGGUGUGCUGCUUAACUUUAUUGCUGCCACGCCGGAGUUGCGUAACGUGCUGGUGCCACAAUUUAUGGUUGGAUGUCAUGGCAUAUUUCAGGACUUUGAAGCCGUGCUCGAAAGAAAAUGGCAGAAGUCGGCCAUUCAACAGUUCCGCGAUAGGGAAGCCAACAUGAUUGUGUGCUCCAGUGUGUUGGAAGAGGGUAUCGAUGUGCAGUCCUGCAACUAUGUGCUCAUAUUGGAUCCCCUCAAGACAUUCAACAUGUACGUCCAGACCAAGGGACGGGCCCGCUCGGCGGAUGCAUCCUUCGUAAUGUUCUCAGCGGAAAUGGACGCGCAGAAAGUAUCAACUCAAAUUUCUCAAUAUCGUCAAGCUCACAACGAAAUCGCAGAUUAUCUAAAACAACGUGUGUUAGAGAGAGUUGAGCCGCAAUUGGAUGAAAUCAACGAGCAUUUCACAGACGAAAUUGCUCCUUUUAUUAAUGCCAAUGGCGCUAUACUGUUGGCCAGCAGUGCCCUACAGCUGCUGCAUCGCUACUGCCAACAAUUGCCGCAGGAUGCGUUUGGCAUUGUGCUUCCCUGGUUCAAACUGUUGGAGGAAGUGGAUCGCAAGAAGAUAACCACAAACUGGGCAAAAAAGACAAUCGUUUCUGUAACGUUGCCACUUACAUCGUCAUGGCACGAACCGAUCUAUAGCGAUCCAAUGAACAGCUCGAGAUUGGCGAAAAUCUCAGCAGCAUUCAAUGCCUGCAAAAAGCUGUACGAAUUGGGGGAGCUAAAUGAACGUUUUUUGCCCACAACAAUUAACGAGCGAGUUGCGGACGUCGCCAACGUACAUUUCGAGCAUUGGAAGAAGUAUGGGGACGAUGUAACGGUCAAGCGCAAGGAUCAAGUUUUGAGCAACAUACACACAUAUGAGACCAAAUGUCCAACGGAGUUCUAUGAUGCCAUGCCGCGUGUUGGUGAAAAGUGUUUUGCAUACAAGAUCAGCUUGGAUGCGGAUUUCGAGAGGAACGAUUACACUAGCUACAUGUACGACUCCCUAGAGUCGCCUCGUAGCUAUGCAUUGCUUUUGAGAAAGCGCCUGCCAUUGCUGGCAGCGAUGCCACUAUUCUGUCAUCAAGGCAAAUUGCAAGCUCGUGUGGAGGAGAAGCCAUUGGAGAUUGUGAUCGAAAGCCAGGAGCAACUGGAGAAGCUGCAACGAUUCCAUGUCAUGCUCUUCCGCGAUGUGCUGCGCAUUUGGCAAUCAUUCUUUUUGUUCGAUCGUCGUAGCGCAGAGAAUUCAUUUUUGGUGGUCCCCUUUUCGCCGUUACCAGGCGGCGGUGCCUUGGAUUGGCAGCUAAUUAACCAAUUUCAACGAUUGCCCAAACCGCAAGAGUCGACCCUGGCCGAACGGGCCAGCAUGCCAGCACCACGUCCCGAGGACUAUGAGGGCAAAAUUGUGACGCAAUGGUAUAAUAAUUAUGACAAGAAACGGAUGCUGGUGACCAAAGUUCACACAGAACUCACGCCCAUGAGCAUGAUGGAGGAGAACCACCAGGACAAAAGCUACUACACAUUCACUAUGUCCAAGUAUCGCCACUUAAUUAACGACGUCAUUCACAAGCAGCAGUUCCUUCUCGAGGUGCGUGAGCUGACCGACCAGUUGAACUUCUACAUCCAGCAGAGCGUCAAACACUCGGCUCAGAGCAAGGCACGCGCCAAAGUGAUGCUCAUACCCGAAUUGUGCUUCAAUUUUGGCUUCCCAGGCGAUCUCUGGGUGAAGAUUAUGUUUCUGCCGAGCAUUUUGCGUCGCAUCCAUUACAUGCUGCAUGCGGAGACACUUCGCGUUCGCAUUAACAAAUAUCUAGGUAUCGACAAAUUGCCAGUAAAUGGAUUAAAUUAUAGGCCAAAGCCCUUGGAGAUUGAUUGGUCGCUGCGUCGUAAUGUGGAUUAUCAGGGCAAUGCUAUGCACGCCGAUGAUUAUGAGGAGCCGCGUCCGCUGCUGGAACCUCUGCCCACGAAGGGCGUUGAGUUGUCAAUGGAGAAACUGGAGAUCACCGACCUGGAAGUGCCGUGGCAAAAGUACAUGGAACCGCUGGAUAUUGCACGAAACAUCAUGGCCACGUAUCCAGUGGAACUGUCCUAUUAUUACAACUUUACCUCCGGCAACUUGUUGCAAAUAGAGAAAAUGGAGCAAGAAGACAAGGAGCUUUGGGCCAAGACACAGUUUAAAAUGCCCAAAGGUAACAUUUACAACACACCGAGAAGUCCCCAACGCAACUUGGCCGCAAUCCUUCCAGCCGCCGGUACCGCGGAGAAGGUUCAACUGACUGUGUUGCAGCAUAGCAAAUCCAACGAUCAUAUAAUGGCAGCUGAGCAGGGUGAAUUUCUUGCUGCCAUUACCAGUUCAAGUAGCGUUGAUGUGUUUGACAUGGAACGCUUUGAGCUGCUCGGCGACAGCUUCCUUAAAUUUAGUGCCUCACUCUAUCUGGCCAAUAAGUAUCCGGCCUGGAAUGAGGGAAUUCUCACGCAAGUCAAGUCCAAUUUAGUGUCCAAUCGUAACCUGUUGUAUUGCCUCAGCGAAACAGAUAUUCCAUCGCGAAUCUGCAGCACAAUGUUCACUCCCAAGUACACUUGGAUGCCACCGAGCACGAGCUUGCCGCACAAUGUGCUCGCAAUAUGGAAGAAUAAACUUGAUGUCGGCGGUCUGGUGGGACCCCAUAAUCUACGCAACAUCUCACUGAGUGAGGAGGAAGUGUUUGGCAGAGGCCAAUGCAGCACUAACAGCUACAACAAUUUUGUGGAAGGCUGCCAGUCGAAUCAGCACUCGCCCCAUGCCGGUCUCGAUUUUAGUGGUGAGGUCAACUUUUGUAUUGGACGAGUGAGCAUGCCCGAUAAGAUGGUCUCGGACACGCUGGAGGCCUUGUUGGGUGUGAUUGUCAAGAACUAUGGACUGCACAAUGGAUUCCGCAUCUUGGAAUACUUUGGCAUUUGCAAGCCGGAUAUUGGCAAGCCAUUGACCCAGCUACUGGAUCUGCAACUGGGAAGCAAACGUAUGCGAGCGAAUAUAUCGCAACAGGAAAUCGAUGGUUUUCUCAUAAAUCAUGUAAAUUUGGAGCAAAAUCUAGGCUAUACGUUCAAGGAUCGUGCCUAUUUACUGCAGGCACUGACACAUCCCUCGUAUCCGACAAAUCGUUUAACGGGCUGCUACCAGGAGCUGGAGUUUAUCGGAGAUGCUAUACUGGAUUUUCUCAUCUCGGCUUACAUAUUUGAGCAUAAGACACGUAUGACCCCGGGACAGCUGACGGAUCUACGCUCCGCCCUGGUCAAUAAUACAACACUCGCUUGUAUUUGUGUCCGUCAUCGCUUCCAUUUCUUCAUAUUGGCAGAGAAUACAUUGCUUUCGGAGUCGAUACAGAGGUUUGUACAAUUCCAGGAGUCGCAAAAUCAUCGUGUCACCAAUCACGUUCGCAUCCUGAUGGAGGAGCGUGACGUGCAGCCGGAACCCCUCGAUUCCGAUGAUGAAUAUGAAUAUGAGUUGGCUGCAGAAUCAUCAAAUGCUAUAACUGCAACAGAUGCAGAGAUUCCAGUUGGUGACUACAAUAUUUCGCAGAAUGUAGAUGUGCCAAAGGCAUUGGGUGAUGUCUUGGAAGCAUUGAUCGCUGCCGUCUAUCUGGAUUGCCGCAAUCUGGAGACCACUUGGCAAGUCAUCUACAAGUUGUUUGAGCCCGAGCUGAUCGAGUUCUCGCGCAAUGUCCCGAUUAAUCCCAUACGACAACUAAUGGAGCAUAAGCUAGCCAAGCCCAGCUUUAGUGCUCCCGUGGCGGACAAGGGCGGUGUCAUGGUCACCUGUCAGUUCAUCUGCAUGGAGAAGAGCAUUAAGGUCAUUGGCUUUGGCAGCAAUGGUCAGCAGGCCAAACUGUCAGCUGCUAAGCAUGCUCUCCAGAAGCUGGCCAAAUGUGAGGCCUAAUUUACAGAUGUCUCGUAUCAUUUAUUUGGUUUUUAUUUCAUGUUCUAGCCAUAAUUAAACUCCAAAUGUGAAAAACCUUUAUAGGUAAAAUAUUUUAUUAACACUCGAAUCCAUUUUUCGCGUACACUACAUUUAAAACUAAGCAACCGAUUGUUAAUAGUUAUCAAAAAAUCUCAUUUCGAAUUUAAUAUGAUUUUUAACUGUAAUAAUGUUGAAUGGGUUUGAUAAUUGUGGUAUCACUAAUACUGUAAUUAAGUGCAGUAUAUUUCAUACCUCAGCAAUGAAACUUAAACAAAAUGUUACUAUUAUUAAACCAAACCCAUACGAGAAAAUUCCAUUUCAAAAUGAAAAGAUUUUUUUAUCGGACCAUUUUAUAUUUUUAUACCCGCUCCUGUAGCGCGGCAAAUGUAUUUAUUCAAAAUGGGUAGCGGGUAUCUCAUAGUCGAGUAUACUCGACUGUAGCUUUCUCACUUGUUUGCAUGCAGUUAUCAUGCAAAAAUUGUUUCUUCAACAAAAUAAUACAAAAUUUUAACCUUUUUAGUUCCCACCUGUUGCUUAGUAAAUUUAAUCAAAUUUUUAUAUUCACAAUAAA
Drosophila nasuta is the source of this 6287-nucleotide messenger RNA. It is a transcript of the gene Dcr-2, whose product is annotated as Endoribonuclease Dcr-2. The transcript has 9 exons. Gene Ontology annotation, molecular function: deoxyribonuclease I activity; DNA binding; RNA binding. Bases 527 to 5695 code for a protein of 1722 amino acids. Lineage: Eukaryota; Metazoa; Arthropoda; Insecta; Diptera; Drosophilidae. Gene Ontology annotation, biological process: pre-miRNA processing; siRNA processing; apoptotic DNA fragmentation. Gene Ontology annotation, cellular component: nucleus; cytoplasm; RISC-loading complex. The record is from RefSeq and is a predicted model, not a curated record.